Messenger RNA from Trichoplusia ni (cabbage looper), 3987 nucleotides. Its product is annotated as leucine-rich repeat extensin-like protein 3. The transcript is spliced from 2 exons. The record is from RefSeq and is a predicted model, not a curated record. NCBI's taxonomy places the organism in Eukaryota, Metazoa, Arthropoda, Insecta, Lepidoptera, Noctuidae. Bases 1579 to 3474 code for a protein of 631 amino acids.
CGCUAUAUUUAAGCAUGAAAUUGACAUUUGAAAACGAACGAGACCACAAUAUAAUACUGUGCAUAAGAGUGAGUGAAAAGCACAGCAAGAGAUGUCAAAUAAUCAAGUUUUUGGUACGUAACUCUCAAUGCGAUCAGCGGGUCAGCAUCUGUCAAAAAUAUCGAAGUUUAAAAAGUUGAGGUGAAAGCACUGAAAGCCCAAUUAAUUUAACUACAUUUUGAAAUAAAUAAAAAUUAUACCAGCGCAUAUUAAAAAUUUAAAAUAGCAAGUACCUAAAACCUCUUCGCCUGGCCAUGAUAGGGUCAAAUAAAUUAUUUUAUUACCUCUUCCCGUACCUGGCUUCUCUACAUUUACCUACUAAGAUAGACUAUAGGUAAAAGACAUGGAAAGCAAGUUCCUACCUCUCUAUUCAUUACAUAACAUAUAGGUACAAGAACAAGACUCUUUAAUCAUAAGAUCUUUAUUCCGGGCAGGGAGGUAAAACCGCCCUAGCUACGUGCACAACAUCUUGAGGUAUUGAAUAGAAGUCGGAAUUGAGUCUUAGAUUACAAACGAGUUACGCAAGAAUAUGUGUCGUUAUGGCGGCUGUAUCGAGUGAACUGCUAGCGUCGCCGCCGCGCCGCGCCGUCCGCGGGUGAGAGCCAAGGAAAGUGAUCGGGGUGUAUUUGGUAACCGCUGGGCGUGUGCCCGCAUAUCAAUGCUCUGUCAACCAGGGGCGUAGCGUAGAUAGCGCCUAUCGACUAACGGCACAUUGCAUCGGACUAAAACCGAUAAGUUUUAGAGAGCUUAACUUUAGGAUUACCACACCUGAAAACUUUUAAGACAGAGGUACUUUGUAUGGCACAAGGGUUCUAUGUCUUAAAAAGUUUUCAUGUGUUGGAGUUAUUCUUUAAAAACGAAAUUAAUUGUCUAAUUGACUAUACUAAACAACGGUAUUCUGUAUAAUAUGUAUCCUGUUCCUGCUUCAAUAUGGAUGCAGUGUUUACUGUCUUAACCCGGAGUCAAACCCGACUAAAUUACUAAUACUAGCCAAGCUCCUCUAGUUUUUUUGUUGUUAAUACUUAGAUUGUAAUAGCAAUUCGAAUACGUCCCUGUCUCGGCUACUACAAUUUUCUCUCGAUUACGUUUCUUCAUUAAUUGGUAUGCAUGUACGCACACUUGUUACACAGGAAUGACGGCAGCCACCUACGUGCUGCCUAAAACAAACUCACUACAUUGCAAUAUGGACUUCACCUAUACAUAAUAGUAAUCAAUAUCGUUUGUAUCUAAAUCGGAAGAAGAAUUUAACUGCAUUCGUUUGGGUACGGUCGAAAGCAUUAUCGCGUAUGGACGAAGUUCGCAGCUGGCACGUCCGGCUACCCCAAGUGAAACCUACACGCCGGCUACAUACUAAUAUGUAAUGUUUUAAGUUAUAAGUAUGGGUGCUGGACUCCGGUGACAAUCGGUUUCUGAGUGGCUGUCGCGCCGACCGGGCGACUGAAUCGACAUGAGACUUACAGCUGUAAGUAGAUAGCGUGGAUUGCAAAAAUAUCGAGUGCCAGUGAUAGUGAUUGUGAACAGAGUGAUUUGUUAUUAAAUAUGGUGCGUGGUGUAUUUCAGAUCGCGUUGGUGUUGUGUGCGUGCGUGUGGGUGGCGGCGGGAGAUGUCGCGCACCUGAAGGCAGCCAAGACGAAGCUGAUCGGGCGCCUCGGGAGAGGCAAGCACCACAAGCGGGGCGUGCUGUCCGCCGUGCCGCCCUAUAAGCUGGGAUACGACAUCCCAGUUGUGACGCACUCUCUUAUCAAACCGCUGGUAGUCUCAUACCCUCCGGCUGCCGCUGUUACAGCUGUUAAAGUUCCACUAGCACACCCUCUAACCACGCGGUACCCUGUACCGGUGGGACAUAAAGUCCCUGUACCUCACCCCCAUUACGGUCUUAAAUUCCCACAUCAUACGAAAACUGUGCUAUUACCAAAGCCAGACCAGCACUACCAUCAUCACCACCACCACGUUGAAGCUAAGCCCGUGGUCCCUGUGGUCCCAGCCCCCGUUCCCCUACCCACAGCCGCCGUGGCCCACCCGGUCCCAGCGCCCUCACCCCCGGUAGUACUCCAAGCGGCUCCCAUUCCACCUCCAGCACCGGCGCCGCUCUUCCCCGCCCCGGCUCUCCCACAUGCUCACUUGGUACCUCAAGAACAUGCCCACUUAAGACCUUUGGCUCCAGCUCCGGUACCAGUACAUCCGGCUCCUGUUGUGUCUCCUUUCACUCAACUACUACCUUAUGCCCACCAAUUCCCUUAUAUUCUUCGUCCGGGCAAUGCAGUACAGACGUCUUACUUCGCGAAUUAUCCUAGAUACCCAUUGCUCAACUACCAAACUCCCCUCUUACCGUUGGCCCCACCCGCCCCGGCUGUCAACCAGGUUUUGUUUGAACGUCCUCAGGUACCUCACUACCACUUUCUUCAACAAGCUGCAGGUCAGAAUGGCGUAGUGUUUGAGCAGCCUGGAACUCAUGUGGAACCAACGCUUCUACAUGCUCACGGAGAAAUACCGCAACACGGCGUACAUAUGCAACCUACUCAACCAACUCUGCAUCUACAACCGACACAACCAGGUGUUCAUUUGCAUCCGGACUUCCAUUUGCAACCCGAAGUACACUUACAUCCAGACGGACACGUCCACCCAGGCCAGCAAGAAGUCCAUUUCCACUCCGCUCAGCCUGAUGUCCUCGUUCAUCCUGCUCAACCCGAAGUUCACCUGCACUCUGCGCAGCCUGGUAUUAUUCAGACCACUCAACCAGGACUUGUACCCACUCAGACGACCGUACAUCUGCAUCCUACUCAGCCAACCCUAGAGCAAGAAGGCUGGCAUCCUGUUCAAGCUCAACCACAUGAUAUUGCUGCUGGUCAAGCUGGAGGACAGUUUGGUACGGAAGGUCAAUUUGCACAUGGGGCAGGCGGGAACUUUGGUCAAGAAGGACACUUUGGUCAUGACGGUCAACAUCAGUUUAGUACGGAACAAGGCACGCAAGUAUACGAACACCACUCAGGAGAAGAGCAGUACCACGACUUUCAGAACCAGCUGCAACACCACAUUCAGCAACAGUUGGAGCAGGCGCAGUACGAACAACACAUCAACAACCAGCAGCACCAACCAGGCCAGGAGUACGGAGUCCCUAACAUCGGUCAAGACUUUAGCCACGGCGGGCAAGACUUUAGUCCUGCCGGGCAGAACUUUAAUCAGCCCGGACAGAACUUCGGACCACAAGGGAAUGAUUAUGACUACAACCAGCAGGGGCAAAAUUAUGACUAUAGUCAGCACGGUCAAGGUUUCGGACAGGACUUCAGCCAGCAGCAGCCUUCGGCGGAGUACGGCGUGCCGCAGGGCGCGGAGGGCCGCAGCAGUGCGGAGGGCGAGGAGGAGCAGCAGUACCACAACCACAUCCCGCUGAAGUUGCAGCCGCCUCUCGAGAGGCCGCUGGAACACUUCCGGUAGACGCGUCUACAGCGCGCUCCACAUACGAUAAGCAUUUAUGAGUUACCUCGGCGACCGAUUGAUACCUGCGUCAUCUGUGUGAAUAACUUGACUUACUGAAUAACACUUGCAACGUUUUGUCCAGUAUAAGUAGCCGAGAUGAACAUUUAUUGACAUUAAUUAUUACGGUAGCCACAUUGUAAAAUGCAAAGAAACUAAGUACCUUCGCAAGAAAAUAUAUAGAUUGGACAUUGUUUGUUUCCUGAUCUAGUUGCAGCUAAUUACGUACUCGUAUUUACGUACAGCAAUAACAAACGUGUUCAGCUAUAAGUCAGUAGUCCACCAGCUCGUCAGUGUGUGUCAGACUGAGUCGCCAUCUGUCGUCAGAUCGUAGCUCAGUUUCGCUGUGUAUAUUAAGUAGGUUUUAUGUGAAUGUGUUGCCUCAUAACAUAAAGUAGUAGUAAGUUAUUAACAUAGCUUUAGAAAAGAUUUAAUUAUUUAUUUUUAUUGUAAAUAAAUGUUUUCAUGAAUGAU